Dracunculus medinensis (Guinea worm) is the source of this 2691-nucleotide messenger RNA. The record is from the annotation of a GenBank genome assembly. NCBI's taxonomy places the organism in Eukaryota, Metazoa, Nematoda, Chromadorea, Rhabditida, Dracunculidae.
AUGAGACCGUUCGUAAAGGAUGUUGGUGGUGCGAAGGCAAUUCUCGAUGAAUUUUCACCACAUUUGAUACAAACAAAACAAAAAUUGGUUGAUUCAUUGGGUUUUCGGCAUUGGCUUUUAAUACUUUUUGUCGUUGGGACAGUUUAUGGGCUUGUUGUAUAUCAGGAUAAUCGCAUGCCUUCAGUUAUACCUGCAGGACAAUAUAAAAAAUUUUCGGAAAUUCGUGCUCGUCAUUUACUUAAUGCUCUUACUGAUCUCGGUCCUCGUCCAAGUGGUUCAAAAGCUUGUGAAGUGGAUGCAGUUAAUAUUAUUACUCGUCGACUAAACAAUGUACGUUAUGAAAUUAAAUCUCGUGGAGUAAAUCGCUUUGAAAUGGAUAUACAGAGACCAUCUGGAUGUUACGAUCUGAAAUUUUUAUCAUCUUUUACUCUUUGUUAUUCGAAAAUAACAAAUAUUGUGGCUCGAAUAGGACCUGCAACGCCUGCGAAACAUGCAAUCCUUCUCAACUGUCAUUUUGAUACCCUUCCAGAUUCUCCUGGUGCAACGGAUGAUGCGGUGAGUUGUGCUAUACUUAUGGAAAUUUUGGAUUUAUAUUCGCAUAAGACAACUGCUCUUCAGAAUGACAUUAUUUUUUUAUUCAAUGGAGCAGAGGAAAAUUUUCUGCAAGGCUCGCAUGGCUUCAUAACUCAACAUCCAUGGCGGCAUUCAAUACGUGCUUUUGUUAACUUAGAAGGUUCUGGAGCUGGUGGACGAGAAAUUCUUUUUCAAGCUGGUCCAGGAAAUUCCUGGUUACUUCAGACUUAUCUUGAAAAUGCGCCAUAUCCUCAUUGUAGUGUUUUAGCACAAGAAAUUUUUCAAGCUGGAAUUAUUCCUUCUGACACGGAUUUCCGUGUUUUUCGUGAUUAUGGGCGUAUAUCAGGCUUGGAUAUUGCGUAUUUUCGAAAUGGAUGGGUUUAUCAUACGGAGUUUGAUCUGCCAAAGUUUAUUGCUGAAGGUUGCAUUCAACGUGCAGGAGAGAAUAUUUAUGCCUUAAUUGAAGCUCUGAUAAAUUCACCUUAUUUGGAUGAUCAAAAUUAUUUCACUGAAAGUAAUCAAUGGGUCUUCUAUGAUGUUAUUGGUUUGUUUACUGUAUUUUAUUCCGUUCCUGUGGGUAAAUUUUAUAAUUAUUUAACUGCUUUAAUUAUUCUGAUUUUGGUUUUAUAUCGCAUUAAACGGCGAAUUUAUUUGUUUGCUGAUGUUCUUUAUGCUCUAUUUCAUCAUGCUAUUGCUAUGUCCUUCAUGAUUGCCGUUGGAUGCAUCGUGACUCUUAUGGUUAUAAAACUUGAUUUAGUCAUGUGUUGGUACAAACGUCCUGAACUCGUAUUUCCUCUUUAUAUUUUCCCUAUGCUUUUGUCAGGUUGUACUGCUCAUUCGAUUAUGGCAAGGCGAUCCAUGUUACGUAAUGCCGAAAUGGUUCAAUACGAUAGUGUUUUGAUUAUCUUUGCAUCCAUACUUUUUAUAUUAACAUGGAAAGGAUUCGCUAGUGCUUUCUAUUUGCUUAUUCAUUCGUUUUUCCCACUUCUUCGCGAUCCACUUCUUUUUUUCUUGGGAAAGAUUGGUAUAUUAAGAAGAGUGACGAUUCGUUGGUUGUUAGGUACACAGCUGCUUUGUACGGUGCCUGUCAUGGUAUUUGGUGCUUAUGCUGUGAUGUUGCUUUUCGAUUUCUUUGUACCAGUAGUUGGUAGGCUUGGACAGAAUCUUAAUCCAGAAUUCAUUGUCUUACCAUUAAGCUUUCUUACCGCAAUGUCUUUCGUAUUAUUCACUAAUAAUUUGGUUUAUUUGACUCGACGUAUGGAUUAUUUGAUCAAAUGUGGACUUGCAUCCUUCUUAUUUUUCUUAUUAAUACUUUCUACAACGCGACUUGGUUGGCCGUAUUACUAUUCAGAGUCUUCACCACGUUUAAGACGUAUUAUCGCUCUAGAUACUAAACGCACAAUUUUUCCAUUUCUAAGCAAUGAGUCUACUGUGGAACAUGCGUUAUUUGUUCAAGCAUUAGACUAUCGUGGUAUUUCUGAUUUACCUGAACAUACCUUUCUAUCAGGCAAUAAGCCUGAUUGUCGAAAUAUCAGUGAUGAAUAUUGUCGAUUUCCGUUUUAUACGGCUAUUCAUGAAAUGUUUCCACCCGAGGAAGCGCGUUGGAUACCUUUACCAGACAAUCUUGUUAUAAACGACCCUAUUACUUUAAAUCUCGAAAAGAAAAUUCCCAUUUCUGCGGAUGAAUUGAAGUUAAGCUUCGUUUUGAAGGGUGGAGUUGAUAAAAGUUCCUUACAUUUAACGCCAUUAAAUGGCUUUACCCUAAAGAAAUGGUCUUUUACUGAUCUCAAUGUUGAAGCAUUUGGUAAACGUAAGACGUACUUCGUUUUUCUUACUUAUGGGCAUGAAGCGCCAUCUGAAUUCAAAUUUUGGAUUCAUCUAAAACUUGAGAAUGGCUCAAAGUUUAUAAACAUUGAUGAAUUACAAACUGUUCCCACCUUUGAAGUCUCAGUUGCCUCACAUUAUGCCCAUGGUCCACAUCAACAUUCUGAAACGGCUAGACAGUUGCGUUCACUAAUAGAGAUGAGGCGAAAAGUGCCUCAUAUAGCUGUUGGAUGGUGGAAGUGGGCAAUUACAUCAAUUAUCGGAGUCGCACAAAUUGUUGUUUAUACGUUUUAA